CCGGUCACAAACGUGGUGUUAAUAGGAUGCCGCAUUUAAGAAGUCCCACCCUCAACAUCCAUCUCACAUAAACACAAGUACACAACACCCCAUUUCCUAAACUCCCAAAACUCACCCCCUCUUUUCUCUCUCUUCGCCGUCGUCCGCCCAAUUCGUACCUUUUUCCUUUCCGGUUUUCCGCUAGGUUGACGGUUGUUGUAAAAGAACUUCAGUGUAUGAUGUUGAUUUGAGCAAGAUGAGUGGCUCAACUCGGCGAAGGUUAAAAUCUGCAAUCAUUUGUGAACAUACAGUUGAUGAUGCGAGCGAGGAAUCAUCUGCUCGUACAAGACCUUUAAGCUAUGAUGAGAUAAUGCUUAAAAGAAAAAGUAAGAAAGAAGUUGAAGGUUCUGUUGAGGAAGCACAUGAAGCAGAAACUACUAGACAUGAAGAAACUGUCAGGAACCCUGAUCGUCGGAGCAGGGAUACAAAUGGUGCUGCCAUGAAAAAUUCACGAGAUUCUCAACGUGAAGUUAGCCCCCGAAAGAAGGUGCAAAAGAGUUCAAGGGCAGAACAUACUCAUAGUAAAAGUGACUUACAAGAUUCUCAACGGGAAUUCAGCCCCAGAAAGAAUGUUGAAAAGAGGUCCAGGACAGAACAUAUAUAUAGUACAAGUGAUUUGCGAGAUUCUCAAAGGGGAGCUAGCCCCAUAAAGAAUGUGGAAAAAAGUUCUAGGACAGAACAUACUCAUAGCAGAAGUGAUUUACGAGAUUCUCGACAGGAAUCCAGCCCCAGAAAGAAUGUUGAAAAGAGGUCCAGGACAGUAAAUAUAUUUAGUACAAGUGAUUUGCGAGAUUCUCAAAGGGGAGCUAGCCCCAUAAAGAAUGUGGAAAAGAGUUCUAGGACAGAACAUACUCAUAGCAGAAGUGAUUUACGGGAUUCUCGACGGGAAUCCAGCCCCAAAAAGAGUGUGGAAAAGAGUUUCAGGACAGAACAUAUCCAUAGUAAAAGUGAUUUUCGAGAUUCUCAACGGGGAGCUAGCCCCAUAAAGAAUGCUGAAAAGAGUUCUAGGGCGGAACAUAUUCACAGUAGAAGUGAUUUACGCGAUUCUCGACGGGAAUCUAGCCCAAGAAAGAAUGUGGAAAAAAGUUCUAGGAUGGAACAUACUCAUAUUAGAAGUAAUUUACAAGAUCCUCAACGGGAAUCCAGCCCCAAAAAGAUUGUGGAAAAGAAUUCAAGGACGGAACAUACGCAUAGUAAAAGUGAGAACAAGGAGAGGCAUGAUGUGGAGAGUAGAUCAAAGCACAGACAUGAAAAUGAUGUGAGGAAUGAUGCUGAAUCUAAAAAUGAUAGGCAAGGUCGCAUGAGAAGCAAAAUAGAGGAACAUUCUAGGGGUGAUGGUAGGUCUAAACUAGAACUUAAGCAUAAUAAUGAUUCUGUUGCACAGGAUAGAAACAUUGAAAGAAAUGGAGGAGCAUAUGAAAGAGAAAGCAAAAGGAGAGAUAGAAGUGGAGAUGAUGAAAAACAUAGAAUGAAGGAUCCUGUCAAAAAACUUGACAGUGGAAGUAGGCGCAACUCUGAGAUUUCAGAGAGAAAGGAGAAGGUGGAGCUCUCACGCUCACAGCAUGAUGAAACUAGAUCCAAAAGAAGGCGGUCUAGAAGUCAAGAUCGUACAAAGGACAAAGCUAGGAGGUCCAGAUCAUCCUCACCUAAGGCACGGAAAAAUGUGUUAGAUCAUGUGCAUGACCAUGGUGAGCUUUCUAUACGUUCUGAAAGAGACAGGUCUAGAUGCCAUUCCGAUGUUGACCGGAGCAAGAUUCCUAUUGAUGGUUCCAGCAGCCAUCAUCGACGACAUGGUGGCUCUUCAAGUGGGCUUGGGGGCUAUUCACCUAGGAAGAGAAAAAGUGAAGCUGCUGUUAAAACUCCUUCACCUAUUCAUUCACCUGAAAGAAAAAGUGCUGGGUGGGAUCUUCCACCCGGAGCAGAUAUAAAUCUCAGUACUGCUGUUCCUUCUGGGACACACCUAAUUUCUCAAACCAAGCCUUCUAAUAUGAUUGAGUUAGCAGCUGGUUUUUCCGUUGCUUCAGGCAUGGGAAAGCCCAUAUCUUCAAUCUUGUCCAACAGUCUCUCUGCAUUUAAGCAGGCCUCAAUAGACUCUGUUCAACUAACACAAGCCACCAGACCUAUGAGGAGGCUCUACAUUGAUAAUAUACCAGGCUCUGCCACUGAGAAAGAGAUUAUGGAAUGUUUCAAUUCUCUUCUGCUCUCUUCUGGUUCCAAUUAUAUCCGAGGCACAAGUCCAUGUAUUAGCUGCAUGAUUCACAAGGAAAAGGGGCAAGCAUUAGUGGAAUUCCUUACUCCUGAAGACGCCUCUGCAGCGCUGUCUUUUGAUGGAAGAUCUCUCUCUGGGAGCAUACUCAAAAUCAGACGUCCUAAAGAUUUCGUUGAAGUGCCAGUAAUCAACUGCUAUUCCUUGCCUUCCUAUGUGACCCUUUUCUCUCCUCAGAGCAGAAAUCAAAUUAGGAUCGAGAGUGGAUCUUCAGAGAAAUCAAAAGCUGGAGCCAAUUUGAUAAGAGGUGAUUCAAUCCGAGACAAUUCAAUCAGAGGCAAUUCAAUCAGUGAAGUUGGUAUUCAGGUCAUAAGUGAUUUUGUGCAAGAUUCUCCACACAAGAUCUUUGUUGGUGGAAUUGCUGAAGAUCUUUCUUCUGAAAUGAUUGUGGAGAUUGUUAGUGCCUUUGGAACGUUAAAGGCAUACCGUUUUGAAGUCAAUCCGGAUCUCAAAGAACCAUGUGCUUUCUUAGAGUAUACAGACCAGUCUGUCACGUUGAAAGCUUGUGCUGGCCUGAAUGGCAUGAGGUUAGGCGGUAGAGUUCUGACCGUAGCCCAAGCUGUUCCAAACACAGAAUCAGUGGAAAGCUCAGGAAUGCCCCCAUUUUAUGGAAUACCCGAGCAUGUGAAACCCCUUCUUGAGAUGCCAACAGAGGUCCUCAAGCUUAGCAAUGUGCUUGAUCAGAAGAUCAUGGAUUCGCUAUCUGAAACAGACUUGGAAGAAAUUGUAGAGGAUGUACGAUUAGAAUGUUCCAGGUUUGGCUGUGUUGUGUCCAUUAAUGUCGUAAAAGGUUGCUACACAAAUACUGCCAUUUCAGAAGCAAAAGAGGUUGCAUUUAAUGUGAAUACUAUUCAGCCUCCAGAAGAAAGAAGAGAUCACCAUUUGAAUGUGGAUCCAAUAGAAUUUUCUGUUGACCAUGAUGACAGGGAUGGCAGUAAUGAAGAAGCUCCAACCAAUUUCAAAGAAAAUCAUGCAAUGGAUGGUGUUUUAGGUGAUAAGCAUGAACUAGACCCUGCAACUACUAACCCAGAUCUUGAAGGAGCUGCUGAAGUAAGAACUGUUGAAGAAUCAAAAGAAGAUGACAAAAAUUUGCAAAAUUCUGAUGACAAAGCUGAUAAUGACCCACAAGAAGCUGCUGUGAUUGGUGCUUCUACUAUUGAUGACAUGGAAAGAGUCGAUGAUUCUAAGGGGAACCAUCAAGAGUCCAUCCAGGAGAGUGGUGUAUCUGCUGAGUUAAAUGCAGAUGGGAGUAUGGUUAUUGAGAAAUCAGGGAAUAGUGAAACUCUGUGUGCUGAAGAUGUACCAGAGUUGGACAAAAAUAGUGACAUGCUAGAAGCUGUACUAGAGUUGGACAAAAAUAAUGACACACUAGAAGCUGUACCCUUGCCUACCAUUCCAGGAGCUACUGAAGGUCUAACAAAUGAAAAUUCUUGUGAUAGGAGUAAUAACUUGUUUGAGGAUGGUUGUGUCCUGGUGGAGUUUAAGAGGACAGAAGCUACAUGUAUGGCAGCACAUUGUUUGCAUGGGCGUGCUUUUGAUGACCGUAUCGUGACAGUGGAAUAUGUAUCGCUGAAGGCCUACCGAGAAAGGUUUCCAAAAUGAAAAUAUGGUUCAAUAUACAGGAUGGUAGAAUUGUAGUCUUAAGUAAGGGCAUCAGCAGGAGAAUUUUGUAUUUGAAAUUGUGAGGCUUCUGUCAUCUAUUCUGUUCUCAGCAUGCAGUAUGGUUCAGGGAUCGUUCUGAAAUUCCCUGUAUUGAUCUUUGUCCACCAACCCUCCAGAAAGAGCUUCUGAAGAAAUUGCCCUUUUACGAACAGAACAGGCUUUUAGGAUGUAUGGCCAUUAUCAUGAGCAUUCAUGUUUCAGCAAUGUGCUCAUAUAAUUUUUGCCAAUGCUGUUAACAAAUUCGCGUACUCAUUAACCUGUAUACCAACAAUGGAUUCCUGGUGCUCUCAUAUACAAGUACUAGUUAUGACAAAUUUAGUGUAUUGAUAAUUUUACUGUCCUCUUUAGUAGUCAUUUGCUCCUUUCCCUUUCUUUGUGGAAUGAGUGUUUGCUACUCAGUUUCUGUAGGAGCAAUUUUAUGAUGAAAGUGAAAGUGGCUAACAGGUGAGCUUGUUCUUUGCUGAAAUUGAAUUCCUGGACAAGUAUUGUUCAAUGUCUAUAUUGAUCAAAUUUUGAAGGGAAAUUUGCAAGCGUAGUCAAAAGAUUAUUUUUUUUUUGC
Messenger RNA from Chenopodium quinoa (quinoa), 4526 nucleotides. RefSeq lists its product as uncharacterized. The record is from RefSeq and is a predicted model, not a curated record. The transcript has 11 exons. NCBI's taxonomy places the organism in Eukaryota, Viridiplantae, Streptophyta, Magnoliopsida, Caryophyllales, Amaranthaceae. Gene Ontology annotation, molecular function: poly-pyrimidine tract binding; pre-mRNA 3'-splice site binding. The coding region runs from base 236 to 3907 and encodes 1223 amino acids. Gene Ontology annotation, cellular component: commitment complex; U2AF complex; U2-type prespliceosome.